UCUCUGUUUAAGAUUUGAUAGCCAAAGGCGGGCCCUUUACAUCCUGCUUCCUUAAUCUCGUACAACGACUCUUAUUACCAUUUCCGUACACACAAGGCCCUUCCCUCGUUCUUUCUGCCGUCUAUAGCUAUUUCUCAAUAGAAACUCCACUAGGGUUUCAAAGAUUACAACAGUGAUGAUGGUCCCUGCGAAUCACCAAGAAAAUAGACAUGCAGUUGGUGGAGAUGGGCUAGAUGUGAUGGUGGCCUUUGAUGAUGUGCAGAAUACUACUGGUCUUGAUGCCAUGGAAGAAGACGGCGGAGCGAUGUGGCUUGGGCGGCAAGGAGAUCUGCUUGAUCAUGAGAAUGAAGCCGACAUCUUCUAUCUUGAUUUCCCUCCCCUGCCGGAUUUUCCAUGCAUGUCGUCGUCUUCCUCUUCUUCAUCCACUCGGGCGCCGGUAAAGCCAAUCUCGUCAACUUCCUCUUCCAGCUCUUCCUCGGCGGCUUCAUCGGCAGUGCUGAAGUCUGAUGCAGACAAAGAUGUGGAGAAGAAGAACCAGCGUUACUACCAUUUCCAUGAUCAGAUGGAAGUGCCGCCGGCAGCCUUGUCGUCCACGGCUUCCAUGGAGGCCCUUCCGCCGCCUACUGAAGAAGAUAUGGGAGACGUAGAUUGCAUGGACGUGAUGCAGAGUUUUGGGUGCAUGGAUCUGAUCGAUCCUGGUUAUAUUUGGGACCCAUCCUCCAUUAAUUUCCAGAGUGAAAACUUUGAAGAAUAUCAUCAAGAUCAAACGCUCCAAGAAGACUCGAAGCAAGGGAUUCUGCAACAGUGUAAUCAUGAUCUGCAGGAAAACGAUAAUGGUGGUCAAGGGCAGAGACCUUUGGAUGAGCUUGGCGCCAUGUUCUUUGAGUGGCUGAAGUCCAACAAAGAGUACAUAUCUGCCGAAGAUGUAAGAAGCAUCAAGCUCAAGCGCGCCACCAUAGAGUCUGCUUCAAAUCGUUUGGGCAGCUCGAAGGAAGGCAAGAUGCAGUUACUGAAGCUCAUUCUUGAAUGGGUUGAACAGUACCAACUCCAGAAAAAGCGACAGAGAGAAGAAGCCUCUCCAUUCCCUUCUCAGUGUCAAGAACCUUACCAAAACCAAAAUCCUAAUCCGAACACCAGUAUUUUCACGCCCUCCCCAUGGAUGCCGCCUCCACCGACGCCUUAUGCUGCUGACCCUGCAGCUAUUAUAGCAGCCCCGGUGGCUUUUCAGUCGAUGGCCGGCUACGUCAGUGAUCCCUACGCUGGUUCUACUCCAGUCCCUUUGAACCAGACCAUCAAUGGCCAUCCGGUUUAUCAUACAGAAUUUCAUCAAGUUGUCGAUUCCCCAUCAUGGCCUUAUGGGAUGGCAUUGCAAUACAGCCCAUUCCCGCAGAAUAAUUGUAGUGCCCCUCCGGCCAUGCCUCACCCUCAUGCCUUUGCUGGAUAUGGAAAUCAGUAUCCGUACAGCUAUUAUCAGGGGAUCAAUGGUGAGAAGUUGGAGAGAAUGGGUUCCUCUGCCACUAAGGAAGCCAGGAAGAAGCGGAUGGCGCGCCAGAAGCGGCUUCUCCCGCAUCAUCGGCCUCACAAUCACCAUAACCAUCAAAACCGGCUUCACAAUCCGAAUGCUAUAGGGCUUCGCAGCGAAAACUGCACUGCUGCAGCCGCCAACUGGGAACACUGGCGCCCAGCAACCACUGCCCUUGCGUCUAAUUCAGCCUUGCCGAUGAUGCCAGCAUCAGCCGACGCACAUCAGCCGCGUACCACCGAGGAUCGACAGCCAAAACAUGGACAAAAGAAUCAGCUGCGGCAGCAAUUGGCAGACCAGCGGCAGGGCUGGAAAUCUGAGAAGAACUUGAAAUUUCUGCUGCAGAAAGUGUUGAAGCAGAGUGAUGUCGGUAGUCUUGGAAGGAUUGUGUUGCCAAAAAAAGAGGCAGAAACCCAUCUUCCAGAGCUUGAUGCAAGAGAUGGGAUUCCAAUCGCCAUUGAAGACAUUGGAACCUCUCGCGUCUGGAACAUGCGCUACAGAUUCUGGCCCAACAACAAAAGCAGGAUGUACCUCCUUGAAAACACAGGAGACUUCGUGCGAGCAAACAGACUGCAAGAAGGAGAUUUCAUAGUGAUAUACUCGGAUGUCAAGAGUGGAAAAUAUCUGAUAAGAGGAGUGAGGGUGCGGCAACAAGGAUCUAAAUGUGAGGCCAAAAAGGCAGAAAAGAGUCCCAAAAGCCUGCGGACUGCAUUGCCGGCGGCUGGUAAUAGCCUAUCGUUCUCCCCCCAGCCAUCAGCAGAAGAUUGAAGAAGAAACAGAUCAAACCCUUCACUUCCAUCCCAUAUAUGUCUAAGUUAAUUUCCUGCAAUAUUAAUCAAUAUGUACUAUGAUGUAAAUUAAGAUGGGAAUGGUGAUCUAACUCGAUGUCAAGAGCUUCUGGGUGAGCCUUCCAUUUCUAUGUACACCUUUGUCUCUGGCUGGCUUACCGAAAUUAAAGUUGAUGAGAACCAUUAA
Messenger RNA from Diospyros lotus (date-plum), 2497 nucleotides. RefSeq names its product B3 domain-containing transcription factor ABI3. Gene Ontology annotation, molecular function: DNA binding; DNA-binding transcription factor activity. The record is from RefSeq and is a predicted model, not a curated record. NCBI's taxonomy places the organism in Eukaryota, Viridiplantae, Streptophyta, Magnoliopsida, Ericales, Ebenaceae. The coding region runs from base 176 to 2290 and encodes 704 amino acids. The transcript has 6 exons.